Messenger RNA from Brassicogethes aeneus, 852 nucleotides. The record is from the annotation of a GenBank genome assembly. Lineage: Eukaryota; Metazoa; Arthropoda; Insecta; Coleoptera; Nitidulidae.
AGAAGACAAAUUUUGACAUCAAACUUCGAUGUUCGAAAACGAAGAAGAAGAAGUGACAGAUUUGACAGUAACAUUACAAGCGGUUUUCUGAAAGUUCGUAAACUUUUUAUUUUCAUUGGUUUUAAAAGGUUUUAAGCUUUAAACAACAGGAAAAUGAAUAUGGGAAACGAUUGGAUGGAUGCUGCCCAUAGUACCGGUACGUCUAUUAUGGCAGCAGAAUUUGAUGGGGGCGUAGUUAUUGGGGCUGAUUCAAGAACCACAACAGGGGCUUAUAUUGCCAAUCGUGUAACUGAUAAGUUAACUAAAGUUACUGAUCACAUUUACUGCUGUAGAUCAGGUUCUGCUGCAGAUACCCAGGCAAUUGCUGAUAUUGUUUCAUACCAUCUUAAUUUCCAUGGUAUGGAAUUGGGAGAGGAGCCUCCAGUAGAAGUAGGAGCUGCUGUUUUUAAGGAACUCUGCUACAAUUACAGAGAUUCUUUAAUGGCUGGUAUUUUGGUGGCUGGUUGGGAUAAACUCAAGGGAGGUCAAAUUUAUUCGAUUCCUAUUGGAGGUAUGUGUGUGAGACAGAAUGUUUCUAUUGGAGGAUCUGGUUCCAGUUAUGUUUAUGGUUAUGUUGAUGCCAACUUCAAACCAAAAAUGUCUAAGGAGGAUUGUGUUAAAUUUGUUACAAACACUUUGGCAUUGGCUAUGUCAAGAGAUGGUUCAUCUGGAGGUGUUGUUCGCUUGGGAAUCAUUACAGAAAAAGGAAUUGAAAGGAGAGUUAUCCUGGGAACUGAUCUGCCCAAAUUCUAUGAAGAUUAAUUUUGUAAUUUUGUCUUUUUUAUUAACAUAAUAAAUAAUUUGGUUUAAGAA